UCGGUUACAGUCGGCUCCAGGACGUUGCCAAGUACGGACGUAUUCUUACUGUGCUCCCGAAGAGAAGGAGGCUCAAAAUAUUCUCUCUCGCUCGCUCGUUCGUUUGCUCGCGACUCCCCGGUUCAGUCCCCGGUUGCCCGGCGUUUGCGAGGUGUUCUGGCUGUAGAGUUCGGCCGUUCGUCCGGUCCAGUCCAGUCCAGCAACCAACCCGUUCGACAAGGUAGCAAAUUGGUCUAGCGCGACACGGGUUUGGGAGCGCCCUUUGUUUGUCGUAUCCGCGCGGGCCUUCGAUAGCGACCGGUUGUGAAGCUGCUAAUUACCCGAUUAGGCUUCGUUCGUGUGCAUCUACCGGAGUUUGCGGCACGGGUCUUCGCUAUCUCUCAAAAAGAAAGGAAAUGCACACCUGAAAAAAGAAGUGUCAGUCUUUGCUUGUGCGUUGAUAAGCCACGCGCCUCCGCUGGCCUGGCAAGAGAAUCAUCGAGGAAUCCCCCAAAUGUGUGAGAAGUGAGAGUGAGAGUGUUUCUCGGUGAGGCGAAUGCCAAGAAACGGCGACGACACAUCUCGCGUAACGCAGUAAAAGGUGUAUUAAUUCAGAAUUUAUUGAGUGUCAAUCGGCAGUUAUCGAAGUAAGUGAGAAGUUUGUUUGAGGUUGCCUCGGGGUGCGACGAGAAGAGCAUUUCAGUAAAGCCAGUGUGGUGACAAAGAGACUUUCGUACGGAGUCAGAACAUCGUCGUCGUCGUCGAUUAAAUUUACAUAAUUGCCGCUGUUGUUGUAUAUCGUUUGCGAUCCAGACGGCGAACGAACGACUUGAGGCAGUCAGGAGAUCCCCAUAAAUUAGACGUAGGAGGAAUCGCCGGCAGGCGAGGCGGAUUCGACGAAUCAUCGAAAGGAAAUUGAUUGGAUAGAGAGAGAGAGAGACAGUGGUUCAUCCCAGUUGGAGGUGGCGGCAGCACGAGAGACGGAACGGAGGAGAUUACACGUUCGAAUUUACUGAAACGGGGGGCCAGUAGUCGUUGGUUUCAAACACGUACGCGCAUAACUUCCCGAAGAUGUCGCUGUGGGCACGCGUCAACCAGCUGCCGCAGCCCGUUCUCGAGCAGAUCCGGUACAUCUAUGGCAACAGUUUUCCAAUCGAGGUGCGGCACUACCUGGCGGAAUGGAUCGAGGAGCGAUUGCUAAACGUCCCAGUCUACCAGCACGAACAGGACAGCGCCUACGAGCAGGAAGCUGCCACCUUCCUCAACCAGCUAAUCAACGAGCUCGAGCGGACGGCCAUCAACCUCCCGGAGGACAACGUCACCGGCCGGAUCCGCCUGAACGAGUCAGCCCGGAACUUCCGCCAACUAUUUUCGCACAAUCCCGUCCAGCUGUACUCACAUCUGAUCAAUUGCCUCCAGCGGGAACGGCAGUGCAUAGCCUACCCGGAAGAAUGCGUCAACGUGCAGGAUCCGGAAAUUGCCGAAGUCAUCAACGGUCUCCAGCAGCUGCAGAUGUUAGUCCGGGCCAAUGAAAACGACAACCGCAAUCUGGUCAAAGACUACGAGCAUCUGCUGCUCGAAAUUCACGAAAUUACCAAGAACAAAGCACAGAUGGAAGCCAUCGAUAAUGCCCAGCUGCGAGAGCACGCGCGGGCCGCUCUGGUCCAGCAGGAACGGAACGUAAACGAAACGGUAACCCUCAUCACCGGCAAACGCCUGAAUUUGGUCGACAACUUCCGCAAAACGAUCCAGCUAACUUCGCAAGUGCAGGAAAAAGUUCUGCACAAGUACCUGACACAGUGGAAGAUCAACCAGGGCUUCGCCGGGAACGGGGCGUCCGGUAUGAGCGCCAGCAAUUUGGACACCAUCCAGGCGUGGUGUGAAAACCUGGCGGAAAUCAUCUGGAAUACCAAGGACCAAAUCCGGUUGGCGAUGAAGAACAAAUCCAAGCUCAACAUAGAGGAGCCCAACUUGCCCGACUUCCUGCCCCAGUCGCUGGUCGAGGUGACCAAUCUGCUGAAGGCCCUCAUCACCACAACCUUCAUCAUCGAGAAGCAACCGCCGCAGGUGAUGAAGACCAACACCCGGUUCGCGGCGACCGUCCGGCUUCUGAUCGGCAACACGCUCAACAUCCGCAUGAGCAACCCGUUGGUUCGGGUUUCGAUCAUUUCAGAAGCACAAGCACAGGCCACGCAGCAGUCCAACAAGGCGUCGGAGCAGUCGUGCGGAGAGAUCAUGAAUAAUACAGGAAAUCUAGAGUACAACGAAACCACGAAGCAGUUAUCGGUUAGUUUUAGGAAUAUGCAGCUUAAGAAAAUCAAGCGAGCGGAAAAGAAGGGCACCGAGAGCGUGAUGGACGAGAAGUUCGCUUUGCUGUUCCAGUCAAGCUUUGCAGUUGGGCAUGGCGAUUUAGUCUUUUCGGUUUGGACGAUCUCACUUCCGGUGGUCGUGAUCGUGCACGGCAACCAGGAACCCCAGUCGUGGGCCACCAUCACCUGGGACAACGCGUUCGCCGAUAUCAACCGGGUGCCGUUCCACGUGCCGGACAAGGUGUCCUGGAACCUGCUGGCCGAGGCCCUGAACACGAAAUUCCGCGCCUCGACGGGCCGCUCCAUGACGCCGGAGAACAUGCACUUCCUGUGCGAGAAAGCGUUCCGCGCCAACCUGCAGUAUCCGGUUUCGAACGAUCUGACCAUCACGUGGUCCCAGUUCUGCAAGGAACCGCUGCCCGACCGGACCUUCACCUUCUGGGAGUGGUUCUACGCGGCGAUGAAGGUCACCCGGGAGCACCUGCGCGGACCCUGGAACGACGGCAGCAUCGUCGGCUUCAUCCACAAGUCUAAAGCCGAAGACUAUCUGCUCAAGUGCUCGCGUGGAACCUUCCUGCUGCGGUUCUCCGACAGUGAGCUGGGUGGCAUCACAAUCGCCUGGGUCAACGAGAGCAACGACGGCCAGCCGCAGAUCCUGCACAUCCAGCCGUUCACGGCGAAGGACUUCGCCACCCGGUCGCUGUCCGACAGGAUCCGGGACUUCGAGGACCUGUUCUACCUGUAUCCGAACAAACCGAAGAACGAGGCGUUCGAUCGGUACACGACCCCGCCCGGACAGCCCCGGAAUCGCAACUACAUCCCGUCGGAGGUGCGGGCGGUGCUCAUGCCGAGCAACAACAACCCGAUCAGCUAUCCGAACACGCCCAACUCGUACGGGCACCUGCAGUCGCCGGACGCGUCCCGGGACACUCCCACCAGCGGAAGCUACAAUCUGGAGAACGACCAGGUAAAUCAUCUACCGUACCAACCGUUGGCCGACCUGGAGCUGGAAAACAUUGACAUGUUCGCGUCGUCGUACACCUAGAGCGGAGAGGGAGGCGCGACGGUCCAGCGGAAUUGGUGUACCACGUGCGCACAAACACUAUCACUUCACACAUGACACAAAAACACACACACGUGGACAUAGAACAAACGGCAAUCGCAGCGCUGUGUAAACGAUAAUCAAAAUCCCCCCCCCCAAAUUUUAGUGUUCUAAGAGUGAUGAAAGUUGAUACAUUUUAAUUUAUGUUUCUUGAUCGAUUUUGCCUUUUCUUAUCGUGAGUGCAAGUGUGUUUCUCUGUAUUGGAGUUGAUUAUCUACUUUAUAGUUUUAUAUUACUAUUCACUAUCGAUGUAUGUGCAUAGAUUUUAUUCGUUUCUGUCCCGCCUACCCUCCAGGAAUGUAGUUAUAAGUUUUGUUUUCUUGAGAAUGAAUGAUUCCAAGUCAAUUUACGGAGAUAAGUUGCAUGAUACAGUUCGAUUGUUUCCAUUACCAAGAGUUGCCUUAUCCUUAUCGUAGUAGAGUCCAAAAAUAUGUAUCGUUUAAUUUUAAAAUGGAAUGACGAACGGUUUAGUUAAGUUUUUAGUGAAGCGAUAAUCAAAAUCAAGCAUUUUUCUUAUAUUAAAGCCGGUUUAGAAAUACGAACGAAGUUAGAAAACACAUCAAGAGAACGAUUAGCAAAGCGGAAUAGGAAAAUGUGAACAAAACAUAACCUUUCAGUACCUUAAGAGAUGCAUAUGAAGAAUAAGCUGAAGAAACCCUUUUCAACUAACCCCCCGUGUUUAAAGAGAAAAAAAAAAACAGAUGGAAAAUUAGUGUUGUGAUUGUUCUUCUUCUUGUGAUAGAGCAGUGUAUAAGCUAAUCGAACAAAGAAAUAUGAAAAGUGUUAUUUUAUGGAAGAGUUUCAAACUUGAGUCUGCAAGAGAAUUCAGCACUUUUAGAUUAUAAGACACUAGAUAUUAAGGUGACACUUAUACAUAGGUAAACUCACACAAAAAGGACGAAGCAGAAACGUAAAUGUGACAGACAGGAAAUCAAACGGUUUCGUAAUUUGAUUCUUAUGGGAAGCAAAAUAGAAGUGACAGGAUAUGAUGAUGAGCUUUAGGGGAACUGGAUUACUAAUGAAAACUUUCAGACAGGGGAAUAAAUUUUAAAAUGUAUAACGGACAUCCUUGAAACAGCAUACAACGAAUUAAAACCGAGUUAUUGUAGGGUAAUUAUCAACGGAGCAGUUAAAAGUUUCGCACAGAUGUAAGCAAAACAUGUCAAUAUUAAGAGCCAAAGCUCGUCCUUUGGCAGCUGGGAAAUUUCCCAUCUUUGAUCAGUGUAAUAUUUUUCAGCUACUGAAAAAAAAAACGGUGCAAUUUAAAGAAGGUUUCUGUAAAAAUGUUUUAAUUUCUCACAAAUAAAAUGUAUUGGAAGGAAAAUAAUUUCCGGAUUGUAUUUUGUCUGUUCCUGAACAUUUGUGGCAUUCGAAUAUCUCCUGACAUUGGAUGUCGGUUCACAUCUCAUCAUAGAGAAACGCGCCAGACCACUGCACUGAGGUUAAAGUGUCGAUUCUUUUUAGAUGAAUUUUUGUAUGAAGCAUUUCUUAGUAACGAAGCUGAUUUGAAUAACUGCAUUGAAACAAUUUCUAUCUUAUAUUCCGUAUGUGUCUUACUGUAGCGAAAAUGUUUCUCGUUGAGAUUUAAGCGAUUGUCUUUGAACACAUUCUUCGUAGCAUUAUGAUAUAGCAAAAACACUGUAUUGUCGUUAAAGUAUGUUCACGGUACAUAGAAAAUCAACAUUCACAUACAGAAGAAGGCCAUUCUCUGCGACUACAUUUUGAUUAACGGCGAGUGAGAUAAAUGUUCUAUUUGUAGCAAACACACUGACACAAGAAUCACGAAUUUCAGCUAUUCCAAGAAUAGUGCCAUAAGCGAGAGGGAAGAAACUACCACACUACUAGAAUCAUUUAGCACUUAGGCUAAUAGGUAAGCUGCUUCUUUCAUAUCCCUCCCCACUGCACGCAUGAGAAGAUGUCUGAGUUUAAAUAUAUUUUUAAUGAUUAUAUUCAUCGUUCGACUCAAUGUGCAUUAUCAAUUUAUACUACUGGAUGCAAAAAAGGAAUUCUAACCAGUUGAGACGAAAGCGGAAAUCAGAUGGUUCUAAUUUUUAUAUUCAUACUAGAUUCCGGAAAAGUAGUUAGGCCAAAAAAGUAAGGAAAGGAACUGGUGCGCAUGAAAGAUUUGUGAGGAAAAGAUUUUUUACACCAUAAAAAAGAUUAUUUUGAUUAGAUCACAUUUUUGGUAGUUCAGUAGAGAAAACAAAUACAGAUGAAAGAUAUUUACCCGUGAAGUUUUUCAAACCCCAUACACACAUAUUGAUAAAACACACUGUUGUAAACGCAAAUUCAUCGGUUUCAGCGAGAAAAAAUUGACAAGAAAUGCUUAGAAGAAAUUAAAAAAUGUUAAAUUCAAUAUACGAGAAUUCCGUAGUUCAAGGUAUUCGAUUCUUCAUGAUUACAAACCAAUUCAAUGAAAUAGAAGAAAAUGUUGGUACUUAGACCACAGAAAACGUUUGACUUAAAUUAUAUAUUAUACAUAUACACAUACAAUUGAAGCUAGAUAAAAGAGAACUAUGAAAAAAGGUGUCAAUUUUAACAAAAAAAAAAACUGGAAUGAAAUCAUCAUGUUUCUAUUUCGAUUGUGAAAAGUAUACGUUUUGCGCCUCCUGGCAUGUUGAAAACCUAUGAAAGAAAUUUGUAUACCUGAUCACAAGACGAUAAAUGCAAGUUUUAUCAUUAUUCUACACACACAUAAACUGUUUACACAUUUACCCAAGGAGAAACAAUUAUUAAAAAUAAAUAUAGUGAAUUACAGAUGCAUCCCCACAUACACGCAGACUACAGUAGCUGAGAACAGACAAAAGAAAUAUUUACAGUGUAGUUUGCUAUAAGCAACCAAGCAAGGCUACUUCUACUCGGAUAAACUUGAUACUUACACAUGUAAAACGUGCAAACUAAGACGAUGGAACGGAACAGUUGAAAUGAUAAUACGUCCAAAGAAACUUCCUCAGAAGGAAGGAAGAAAAUAUUAUAGUAAACUUAACACAGGCUCACACAUACACAUCCCAAAUAAUCACUUACACGAAAACGAACAAAACCUAGAACACGAGAAUGCCUUUCGCGCCCAUUGAAACGAAGAAAAGCGUUUCGCAACCCAUUCACACUCCAAUACACCCAUUUACCCGCAAAGAGAUAGAGAGAACAACUCACAAACACAUUUACAGACCGGAAGUAAUGUUUUAUGAAUCACGAUCAACCACAAUGAUGGUGCAACACGGAACGCUUUCUAUUUAAUGCGUGACCUAAAUGCUGCGUGGAUGCAAACAAGACGGGGAAUUAGAGCCCCAAAUGAAGAGAGCGGCUUGAGAGGAGGGAAGAGAAUACAUGGAAGGAAAGAAUUAGUGAAGCAUUGAAGAACCGAUGUGGACAUCAACAAGAAAACAAUGUAAGAUUAAAUGUAUUGUGCUUAUUAAAUAAUGAAGAAAAACUUUAAACAAA
This is a messenger RNA of Aedes aegypti (yellow fever mosquito), 6831 nucleotides long. RefSeq names its product signal transducer and transcription activator (gene Stat92E). NCBI's taxonomy places the organism in Eukaryota, Metazoa, Arthropoda, Insecta, Diptera, Culicidae. Bases 1051 to 3333 code for a protein of 760 amino acids. Gene Ontology annotation, molecular function: RNA polymerase II cis-regulatory region sequence-specific DNA binding; DNA-binding transcription factor activity, RNA polymerase II-specific. The record is from RefSeq and is a predicted model, not a curated record. The transcript is spliced from 8 exons. Gene Ontology annotation, biological process: regulation of transcription by RNA polymerase II; defense response; regulation of cell population proliferation.